GGGUGAGCAGCAAGCCAGCCGUGUUUGCACGCCAAUUGACCUGCGUUGACUGACCUCCGCAGGGUGAACCUCGAACAUCGCUCGCCAUGAACCCCCGCAUAGAGGAAGUCAGCGAGUCUGACAGCGACCCCUCGGAGAUGGACAUCGAUGACAUGAACGAGCUGCUUGCCGCGCGCCAAGUCGACCAGGUCAUCUCUGCGCGCAACGUGCCCGCCUCCGCCCCCCAUCAGGACCCACAGGAGAUGCUCCGUCCCCAAGGGCCAAAUGUCAAGACUUCGGCAGACCGCGAGAAGUCGAAACACUAUCAAUGCUUGUACCCCGUGUACUUUGAUAAGUCGAGAUCAAGGGCAGAGGGGCGACGUGUUGGACAAGAGCUGGCGGUCGAAAAUCCACUGGCGCGAGAGAUGGCCGAUGCUGCGGCAAGCCUGGGACUGAUGACCGUCUUCGAGCCAGACAAGAUACACCCCAAAGAUUGGGCGAAUCCCGGAAGGGUGCGAGUCUUGCUGAAGAAAGACGGCAAACUGACCGAUCCGGACAUCAACAACAAGCACCACCUCUACAUCCUGAUCGCACAAUACCUGAGGCAGCACCCCACACAGAGGAAUACGCCGUUCCGGUUGCCCAUUCAAGGUAUGCCUAUGCCCAAGGAAAUGCCAGAGCCUGCCGUUCCCAGGGGUUGGAAGCUGAACAAGAUCUUGCCACUCCACUCCCCUGCCAUUACGGGAGGUGGCGUUUCGGACAACUUCCUACAGGAUAUGAUGGCAGAGAUGCAGGGCCAGAUUGGAGGUGCUGAAAGUGGCGCCAGCAGUGGCACUGAAAGUAAAAAGAAGAAGGACAAGAAGAAGAAAUGAUGAAACGUGAAGCAAGACUCAUACCGACACCAGA
Messenger RNA from Boeremia exigua, 885 nucleotides. Its product is annotated as signal recognition particle, SRP19 subunit. Lineage: Eukaryota; Fungi; Ascomycota; Dothideomycetes; Pleosporales; Didymellaceae. Bases 87 to 851 code for a protein of 254 amino acids. The transcript has a single exon. The record is from RefSeq and is a predicted model, not a curated record. Gene Ontology annotation, molecular function: 7S RNA binding. Gene Ontology annotation, biological process: SRP-dependent cotranslational protein targeting to membrane; SRP-dependent cotranslational protein targeting to membrane, signal sequence recognition. Gene Ontology annotation, cellular component: signal recognition particle, endoplasmic reticulum targeting.